This is a messenger RNA of Saxophila tyrrhenica, 5280 nucleotides long. RefSeq lists its product as uncharacterized. Gene Ontology annotation, cellular component: nucleus. Gene Ontology annotation, biological process: telomere maintenance. The transcript has 2 exons. NCBI's taxonomy places the organism in Eukaryota, Fungi, Ascomycota, Dothideomycetes, Mycosphaerellales, Extremaceae. The coding region runs from base 1 to 5280 and encodes 1759 amino acids. The record is from RefSeq and is a predicted model, not a curated record.
AUGACAGAACAGCCGCCGACUCCACCACGAGACAUUUCCAAGGCAGUCGACGAUGCCAUCAAGUUUCUAGACGACAGCAACGAAAUCGAGCAUUUGAGCACUGGUCCAGUCAUACACACUGCCACCACGCGAAGACCCAGCGAUGACUCUGCCUGUGCCACGCCAUCAUCGUCACAAGAGAAUGCGGCAGUGCCUCCAGGCUCGCGUCGUGUCGACUUCUCACCACACCCACGCUAUCACAGCAUAGCGCCCGUCGGCCAGGCGAGCUCACCGCACGCACAGCUCCUCAAGUGGUCGCCAUCAAGGAAUGCGAAGCCUGUGAAAUCUAUCUUGAAGCGAUCUCACGCUCCGCCACCAACCCCGGACGACCUUGAAUCGAAGCCCAGUUACUUCUCACCAACAGUUCCCGGAAGCUUCAACAAAAUGUUGCAGUCAGUUCUUCAGCAGCUUGCUGGCCCUUCGAGGUCGGCUAGGUUGGACUCCUACCAGGCGCUCCUCGGUGCAUUCAAGGUCUACAAGGACCCGCCAGACGUCUCUGCUAUGCAGCAGAAGAUGGAUACUGUGAUGCAAUUCAUCGCUCGCGAUAUGGCGUGGAAAACGAUGGACGGCAAGCUGGACAAGGGCAUAAUCUCUCAAGCACUCUACCUCACAGGCACCAUCUUGGCCAACUCGAGCUUAAGCGGCGCUCUCGACGACGACUUCCGAACCUUCCUCAUCGACCGGUCUAUCGUAGUGUUGGAGCAGCCGGGCAUGCCAAAGCCGAUCAUGAAGACGCAUGCUCAUUUGAUGGGUAUUCAGCAAUUCCACUCUUCGCUCAUGACCCCAGGAAAGGCGGAGAAGCUGUUGAGCGCUCUCCAGACCGUGGAAGAGCGUUGCACGGGCAAUGGGAUCGUCACUGGCCGGCUACUCACCUACAACCGCUUGCUGGAACAAGCACCGAACGUGAUGCUCAGCCGCAUAUCCGAUUGGCUCCCUCAUGUCUUUCAUGGAAUGCUGAGUAGCAUCGACGAUACACGGAAGCGAGCUAUUGAGACAUGCACGACCGGAGGCCUUCGGCUGGGCACUUCUCCGAACGCAGCAAAGGCCCUGGAGGACCUCCUUCGGAGUGAUGAUGAAGAAGGCGAAAAUUAUCUGCUGUACCUCAGUAGGCGCUUGAGUGAGAUGGUACAUUCGAAAGAAAACGGAAAGUACGCUCCAAAGAUAUGGGCGGCUGUUGUUCUCUUCUACCGGAGCAAGCGAAAGCCGUUGGAGAGGUGGCCAAAAUUCAAAGCCUGCUGGCUGAGCAUCAUACAGGACUGCUUCAACUCCAGCGACAUCGACACUCGUCGGGAGGCUACUCUUGCUUGGAACAAGCUGGUCUUUGCAACUAUGCCUGAUGCAUCCACCUCGAGAAACUUCCUCUCAAUGCUGCAGAUCCCCAUCUCCUCGGCCCUCAACAGACGUGUGAAGGGUAGCUUCGGGGCAGAGUCGAAACGUUGCAUGCUUGACUGCUACUACAACCUCCUCCACUACGGUCUUCGCCCUGGUCUGUCCUUGGAGGAGUACGACGCUGCUUGGGAGGUCUUGGUCGAGCCAAUUCUCUCGACAAUGAUCAAGUUGGACUCAAAGAGUCGAAACGAUGCAAGCCGCAUCCUGCACGGCCUACUCAGUCCAAAUCCACUGUCUGGUGAGUGGAAUGCCAUAGCUGCUCUUGGCUCUGACCCCAUUAAGGUCGAAGAACUUCCGAUGCUGCAGCCGCGGUGGGUACGAUCGCGUAUUGGCAAGGUCCUGCGACUGGUUGAAACCAUUCUCGAAGCAACUUUGAAGAGGCCUGAGCAUCCACAUGAAGCGUUCGAUGCGGUAUGGAAGGUGCUGAUGCACUGCACAGCGCAAGCGGGCGCCCAGGAAGUGAAAACCACUAGCGAGCUCAAGGAAGCCAUUGCGCUGCUUGUCAGCAUGCUCCGGCGUAUCUGGCAGGGCCAAGCAGGAUCGGUCCAGGGUUCUGACUUCCAGGGCUGGAUUGAGCUUUAUACCUCUGUUGUAGCGACCAUGGCUGAGCAGCUUGGCUCAGCGCCGCUCGUCGAAGACAUUCUGGCCAAGACAGAUACCAACGGCAUUGAGGUCGCGCCUACCCCUUCGCAAAGACUACCGAAACACCAGAGCGCGCCUGUGUCUCCAAUGGUCAUCCUUCUCGGUCAAUACUACCAUCGACCGGCAGGAGUGAUGUCGAAUGAUGCAUUCCGCGCAUGCUUCGGCUCUCUACUCCAACGGUUCGUAACUGCUAGAGCCGGCCCAUCGGCCAAGGUUGAGUUCCUGCGGCGUUCCUUGUACUCGUGGGUGGAAGACCCCCAGGUCCAAGCCGAUCCUACGACGAUCGCCGACCUGUGGAUGGUGGUAGCCGAUGUUAGCACUGACGCCCUGCAACCGGACGUCAAGUCUCCUGGAGGCCAGGAGUCGCAGCAUGCAGCCUACGCCAUCCGCAAUGCCUUGGAAAUCCUUACGACCGGACUGCACAUUGAAGGUAGCCAGAAACUACAGCCAAGUCUGGCCAAUCUGUACAACGCCCUUCUUCGCACGGCAAAAAGUGAAGCAGGUGAUGGAGGCGUCGUGAUUGCUGUGAUGGAACCACUCGCGAAGGCUAUACUGGACGACAACGUCGACCACAACAACAUCCAGGCAAAGCUGCAGAUCACAACGCACAUGCUUCGCGAGCCGGCCUGGCCAAGGACGAGGCAAGCUAUGGAACAAUCACGGAAGGCGCUGUGGGGCGCUGGGCUGCCUCUACAGAAAGCAUCACUGUUUGAUCCCUUCGACAAGGUGUACAGCCUGAUAGUUGACCUGAUGACCGUCACUUACAACCAGUUUGAGGAAAACGCAGACUCGAUUCUGGACGUAUCAUCCGACUUUGUCACCUCGGUCAUCUGCUUCCUGCAAAAGGCACCCGUCUCGCUUCUGCCAACCGCCCUUCGUAAAGUCCAGGACGGCUUUGUGGUCUGGGUAGAAGCCAAAGCCAUGAAGACAUCGAGUACCCAGGCCACAUCGAUGCAGGCAAGCUUAACAUUACUGCCCCUCAAUGUUCUCAAAGCCCUCGAGCCUCUUUUGGCCGCCGGCUUUGCAAGCCCGCAUCGAAGCAUCGUGAAUGAGACCAUCUUGUUCUGGAACGAGACGUUCGGGAGCCAGCAAUCGUUGGCAUACCCUCUAAAGCUCGAGGCUGUGCUGAGGGCUCGCCUAGUCGACGCUGAAAUCGAUCUGCCCGGCUUCCCUGAGAGCGGCGAAGACAGAGUGGAGGCGUCAUUGCCGGAGUUCUUCGAAACGCAGAGCCAGCUACCUGGCGCGCCCUUGGGCUUGCAGGACCUCAGCACCACUUGUAGCUCGGUUGCGGCUGCGCAAAGGUCACCACGGCCUGUCUUCCAGAGAUCACUGUUUAUUUCCAGAAGCUCACCACUCCCUGGCUCGAUAGCCAACAACGCCAGCCCAUCCACGAAGCGUGCACCCAGAACAGGAAGCUCCACUCCAAAAGCCCGCUUGCGGCACAAUGACUCCCAGGUCCAGUUCGCUCCCAUUGAGUGGUCGUCACCAUUCCAGCCCGCCCACGAGUCGCAAGUCUUGACAGAGCAUCAGAAAGAGGUCAAGGCGCGCCAACUACAGAACGCUCAACUGUUCCCGGACUUGUCGUCGAGCCCGGUGGCUCAAUCUACUGCUUUGCCGAAACACGUUCCGAGACAGCUCAACUUCACUGCUCAUCGAGAUUUUACGGAAGGCGACGCAGCGGGAACGCCUACUGGUCUGCCUGAUGGUAAUGUCUUGCCGAGUGACGAUAUCCCCUCCUCACCAACGCCGUCAUCCACAAGGGCUGCCAGCCAAGGUCCUGCUGAAGCGAAUGACGACGAUGAUGCAGAAGACACGUUGGAGGAAGAGCCACCAUCUUCUCCACCGCAAGUAGCGGAUGAUACCAGGAAGCAAAUCGACCUAGAUGGUGAUCGGGACCUUCCGCCGCAAGAGGAGGUCUUCGUCGAUACGACCAUAGACCAGGACAACAUUGAACUGCCAGAGGCUGCCGCUCUGGUCGACAAAGCUAUCCUAGACGAUACUACCGAGGUGGAUGAGGAACCGCCAACAGAAGACAUGGUGUCUGCAUCGGAGUUUCCAUCUGACUCACACCUUCCGGAAGAGCAGCUUCAGCUGGAGGCGGAAGAAGCUGCCCGGCGUGAGGUGGUUGAUGUGGCAGCCUCUCGCAGCGAAGCUGAUGAUGAAGCUCCUGUUGACUCUCAGGCAGACCCAGCUCGUGCGGACCAGGAAGCCCUGGCCGAGACCGCCGACGUUGUUAAGGAUAGGCCACAGGACGUAGACAUCAGUCGAGUCGAGAACUCAUUCAUCGAGCAUGAGGAGCAAAACGACGAGACAGCCUCGCAAGCGACUGAAGCCAGUCAAAGCCAAUCGAGCCAGAAGAGCAGCAGGAAACGCAGGCGCUCUGGAGGCGUCGUCUACACUGCGAAGAAGGCUCGCAAGCAGCAAUCACCUCUUAAGCGGAUUUGGUCAAGCUUUGUGGGCGGCACGCAACAAGAUGACGAUGACUUGGAGGAGGAGAUUGUCGUGGCCAGUAGCCAAAGAGUGCAAUCACCUGAGCCGACCAAAGCGGAGGAAUCCGCAGUCUCCCAGGAGGAGCCUGUCGAAGAGCCAUCUCAGCCAGUUGGUGAACCAGCCCAAGAGGAGGCAGGGACGAUGCAACCGCCUCCAAAGCGGGGACGUGGAAGGCCAAGGAAGUCUCAGUCAAAGACGCCUACGCCUACUCCCAGCUUACCGGUGUCUGGAAUCGCUCGAUCGCUGAAGCGAAGAGCGUCAACUAUCAGCAAUGCGAGCAUUGAAUCCAGCCAGCCCUCUGCCAGCUUCGUCAAGAACACGCCGGCGCCUGCCAAAGCGGCGAAGCAUCAAGGCGGACAGGACACCAGGCACCGCGAGUCAUCGCAGGCUACCCAGACCUCUCAAAGCAACGGCAUCACAACACGCAAGGCUAAAGCCGUCGUCGUUCACCGGUCCGAAGGUUCGCAGCUCAGCCUGGAGCAGGACAACGGUCAGACGGAUGCAGAUGAGCUGCAAAUCGCAAGCCAGCUAGGCGAGGCCGCUGCAUCUCCAGAGCGUCCAAUUCUUACACCUCGCAGCAUUCUCGGUCGUCUGCGAAAUGUUCUAAGCGAUUUUAAGGGCAUGCUCAUGGGCUCGCAGGAGGAGAAGGAGUUUGAUGAUGUGUUGUUUGAGCUGAGGAGGGAGACGCACGAGGCUGCGAGGCGAGGGAGGGAGGCGUAG